Molecule: messenger RNA, 849 nt
Organism: Aureobasidium vineae
Lineage: Eukaryota; Fungi; Ascomycota; Dothideomycetes; Dothideales; Saccotheciaceae
Source: the annotation of a GenBank genome assembly
AUGCAAGACACCACCCAUACUGAAAGACAUGCCAACAACAAUGACCUGAUGCGAAACUUCAUCAUCGGGUUUAGCGAUGGCUUGACUGUCCCGUUCUCACUCACGGCGGGGCUCUCCUCGCUCGGCUCGUCGAAACUCGUCAUUCUCGCCGGACUAGCCGAGCUAUUCUCCGGAGCCAUCAGCAUGGGUCUUUCCUCCUUCUUGGCUGCAUCCACAGAUGCAAAGCAAUACGCGGUCGAGAUGGCACGCGAAAAACUGGAGAUUGAGCAAUGUCCUCUCGCCGAGGAGCAGGAAAUCUAUGACAUUUUUGCGCAGUACGACAUACCACGUAUGCAUGCUUGUAUGAUCGUUGAGAGCUUGAAAGACAACCCUGAGAUGUGGGUCAAGGUGAGUUUUGAAAACGGACACGGAUCGCAACAAGCAUCGUUACAUACUGAAGUACUUUUUGUAUUCAGUNUCAUGAUGGACUUUGAGCUGAAGCUCACAAAGCCAAAUCGUGCUGGUGCCUGGGUCGAAGGUCUGGUGAUGGGACUCUCGUAUCUACUAGGUACUUUCUUCUUGCUCGUGGACGCCUACUGCCUGAAGUUACUGACAUUGCCGAAGNGUGGUCUGCUGCCGAUGAUUCCGUACUUCGUGUUCAAGCGAACGAACGACGCGCUUUUCACGUCCAUCGGUAUUACUAUCACCGUCCUCGUCGUAUUUGGUUACGGCAAAUCUGCAAUCAUUGGAAAUCCAAAAAGCGACUCGAUCGUUAGCGCCUGCUACACCGUUCUUGUAGGUAUCAUCGCUGCAGGUACUAGUUACGGUAUCGUAAGGGGUAUAGAUGCUGCAAACCCUGUCAGGAUGUAA